This is a messenger RNA of Drosophila ananassae, 1639 nucleotides long. RefSeq names its product arrestin domain-containing protein 3. The record is from RefSeq and is a predicted model, not a curated record. NCBI's taxonomy places the organism in Eukaryota, Metazoa, Arthropoda, Insecta, Diptera, Drosophilidae. The transcript has 4 exons. The coding region runs from base 108 to 1511 and encodes 467 amino acids. Gene Ontology annotation, biological process: protein transport. Gene Ontology annotation, cellular component: cytoplasm.
UCUGUUGCGUCGCUGGUCGUGUCCGGUAGCUACCAUUGCUAUCAUUGCUGUCGUACUUAAUUAUAAAAUUAAAGCGAUAUAAACACAUCCAUAAGACCCGGCAAAAAAUGCCCUCUGGUUGCACGUUUGAAUUCGAUCGACGAGAUCCAAUAUACUAUAGUGGCGAAACAAUUAAUGGGCGUGCUAUUCUCAAUACAACAUCAACCAAGUCUGUAAACGAGGUUUACAUUCUCUUUGAGGGCGAAGCUAAGGUACGAUGGGAUGAGCGCAAAAGUAAAACUUAUCAUGGAAGGACCCGAUAUUACACGGAGUACUACCGAGGAAGGCAUACGUACCAAAGUUCGAAAACCACUGUCUUCGGAUCCGGGGAUAUGGCUCCUGGCACAUACACCUAUAACUUCAGCAUCCCAUUGCCCCUGGAGUGCCCUUCCUCGAUGGUUACCAAGUACCAGUGGAAGUUUAAUAAUAUUUUCAAACAACCACUGACGGUGCUGCAAACUUACAAUCUCAACAUGAACCCUGAACUGUUGAUUCCCGUGGUUCGCGAGGACAUAAAAUAUUUUUGCUGUUGGCCCUGCAGAUCGGGUCCUGUGUUAUCCACUCUGACCAUACCCUUUGGUGGCUAUGCCCCUGGUCAGAAGAUUCACUUCACCCUGGAGAUUGACAACCAGUCAUCCCGGAGCGACCUUGAUGGCAUCGAAGUGUGUCUAAAGCAAAACUACAAGGUCACUGCUGAUUCUCCAUACCACAAAUCUCGCGAUAAAGAGCACAGACUGAAUGAAAGCAACCAAGUGGAGCGAGUACUGCGAAAUAGUAAGAAGGUCAUUAAUGGAACCCUGGAUAUUCCAGCUGUGCCUCCAUCAUCCAGGAACGAUGGCAUCAUUACGGUGAACUACAUGGUGGGUCUGACCAUCAACAUGGGGGACUGUGCUUGGGAUUCAGAUUUUGACGUGCCAAUAGUCAUUGGCACUAUUCCACUUGUACAGAGUGCUGCGGAUCCCAGUCAUGCCGCGGAGUGGAUACCGCAGGUUCCGGCAACACCACAUGGUGCUAGUGCUGAUCUACCACCAAGCUACGACAAUUGCAAACCCCCGACAUUUGCCGAGGCAGCCUCUUUUGAAGAGAAAUUUGUCGACAUUGAUGUGGAUGAGAACAACCGUACAGAUGACUUUAUACCGCGAUAUCCGAUGUACACAAACUUUGCUAUGCCCUCGGCUCCUCCACCCCCUGGAGAGAGUGUAGAUUCCCCUUUGUUAGCCACUCCGGCAUUUUCUAUGCCGUAUCCUCCGGUUAACCAACCGGCUUAUCCUCCGGCUAACCAAUCGGCUUAUCCACCAGCUAACCAACCUGGUUAUCCACAAAGCUACCAACCGGGCUAUCCACCAGAUAACCAGCCGGGUUAUCCGCCUGUUAACCAACCACCUUACCCACCAAGCUAUCGGCCACCCGCUGGAUACCCAAAUCCGAACAAUCAAACCACCUUUUCUUUUGGCUGGAACGCUAAUCAAUGAAUAGUUACCUCAAUAGAUCGUAACCAACUACCUCAAAAACAAUCUUUAAGUAAUUCAUGAAAACUAUGUAAAAUAAAUUUAUCUCAGGUAAACUAUGUAAAAUAAAUUUAUCUCAGGAUAAUUAUAAC